AUGGAUACUACUACUACCACUACCACUACUGCCGAUGCUGCCACACCAGUUGAUAGUACAACUAAUACUAAUACUACAACUACAACUACAACGAUGACAUCAUCAGAUCAACAACAACAACCUAUUGUACCUGUGUCAAACUCGAAUCGUAGACCAGGUGAAGCACCUAUAAAGGUUGAAUACCUUCUCAAGAAGAGGUCCAAUGACGAGAUGGCCUCAACAGAUGGCGAUGACGAUGCAGAGGCCUCCACUGCCGAUCGCCGCGACAACCGAAGCGACAACAGAGGUAACAGUCGUCCAGCCACCAAAGUCAAGAAACAAAAGAGGGAGUACAUACCCAACUCUGAUAAAAUAUGCCCAGCAUACCUUAAGGAAAGGACAUGCCCAUUUGGCGAUACAUGCAAGUUCAGUCAUGAUGUGUCCAAGUACUUGGCAAGCAAGCCACCAUCGAUUGGCAAGUGCUACUUGUUUGAGAAGUACGGCUCAUGUAGAUUUGGUAUCUCCUGUCUGUAUGGCCAGGACCACAUCGUGAACAACGAGUCGAUCGUUGACACCAACAAGAAGGAACAAUGCGGUGAAGAUUGCGAGUAUAGAAUACUGAACGAUGUCACCCAUGACAUGAUCAACAAGCUGCGUAGAAAUCAAUAUGAGUUCAAGAAGACUGAGGACUACUUCAUUAAGAACAAUCUGCAACUUAGAAGACCAUCGAAGAAGCCACAAAAGGAAAAGGGAGAUGAACAAGCAGCAGUUAAGCCUGCGACAGAGACUACUGCCACUGACAGCGCGACAACCACAACUGCUUCUACGACACCUGUUGAGGAGUUGACAACACCAGCAACAACACCAACUACAUCAACUACAACAACAACAACUACUGAGGUAGUUACAGAGAAGAAGGAUGAUGAGCCAACAACAUCGACCACCACCACUACUACAUUGAAGGCAACAAAGCAAUCACAUGAAGGAACAGAGAUUGAAGUGGAGAUACCAUUGCGUGCAUGCGAGAAGAAGAGACUCGACUUUAGAAAUCAGCUCUAUUUGGCACCAUUGACAACCGUUGGCAACCUGCCAUUCAGACGCAUUUGCAAGACAUUGGGCUGCGAUAUUACAUGCGGUGAGAUGGCACUGGCCUCAAACAUUGUACAGGGCCAGAAGAGUGAGUUGGCUUUGCUCAAGCGUCAUCCCAGCGAGGACAAGUUUGGCGUGCAACUGUGUGGCCCUCAUCUGGACUCGAUGAUGUCCAGCGCCGAGCUCAUCGAAGACAACCUCAACGUGGACUUUGUCGACGUGAACAGCGGCUGUCCCAUCGAUUUGAUCUGCAACAUGGGUGCAGGCGCAGCCAUGAUGGACCGCCAGAACCGCAUGGAGCUGAUCCUGCGCGGCAUGUCCUCAGUUCUCACCUGUCCACUCACCAUCAAGCUUAGAGUUGGACGCACAGAGGAGAAUCCCAACGCUCACAAGAUCAUUCCCAACCUUGGCAAGUGGGGUGCUGCGGCCGUCACCGUUCACGGUCGUUCCAGAACACAGCGAUACACACGUCUUGCCAACUGGGAGUACAUCAAGCAAUGUGCCGAGAUAUCCCCUAUUCCAGUCAUUGGCAAUGGUGACAUUUACAACUGGAGAGAUAUUGAAAAGUCAUCAGACUCUAUCUCAUCACUGAUGGUUGCAAGAGGAGCAUUGAUCAAGCCAUGGAUCUUUACAGAGAUCAAGGAGAGGAGAGAUUGGGACAUCACGGCGUCAGAGCGUCUGGACUUGGUGAAGCAGUUUGCCAACUAUGGUCUGGAUCAUUGGGGCUCGGACAAGCAGGGAGUCGAGAACACCAGACAUUUCUUGCUCAACUGGAUGUCGUUCACGCACAGAUACGUGCCCGUUGGCAUUUUGGAGACUUCGUACUCCAAGAUCAACGAACGUCCACCAGGAUACUUUGGUCGCUCCGAUCUGGAAACACUGUUGGCCAGCAAUGCCGUGACUGAUUGGAUCAAGAUCUCUGAGAUGUUCCUCGGACCUGUUCCCCAAGACUAUUCAUUCAUUCCCAAGCACAACUCCAACGCCUAUGAGGCACAAGGUUAA
Acytostelium subglobosum LB1 is the source of this 2070-nucleotide messenger RNA. RefSeq lists its product as hypothetical. Lineage: Eukaryota; Evosea; Eumycetozoa; Acytosteliales; Acytosteliaceae. The record is from RefSeq and is a predicted model, not a curated record. The transcript is spliced from 4 exons. Gene Ontology annotation, biological process: tRNA processing. Bases 1 to 2070 code for a protein of 689 amino acids. Gene Ontology annotation, molecular function: tRNA dihydrouridine synthase activity; flavin adenine dinucleotide binding; RNA binding.